AUGCUGCAUAAGAAGCUGGAGCAGCUGGGAGCUGUUAAACAGGGAAACUUCUGGGUGGACUGCGAGACGUACCACGCCACGGGAAACACCACCGGUCAGCCGUCGAAGCUGCUGUACGUGAUGCAUAACUCGGAGACACCGCUGAGCAGCAUGGCUCUGUUCGAGGGCGGCCCGGGUCUCACCGCCGACGCUAACUUCGACGUCCUGAUGGUCAAACUCAAGAGUCACUUCCAGAACGCCAAGGGACAUAAAGUGGAGAGCCGCGGCACACGUUACCGCUACUGCGACUUCCUGGUGAAGAUCGGCACCGUCGCCAUGAGCUCCAGCGCCAGAGGCAUUUCAGUCGAGGUUUGAAUGUGCUCAACGGGGCUCGUACGAAUAAACUGUGAUUCAUUAAUAACUUUACCAAU
Messenger RNA from Sinocyclocheilus grahami, 410 nucleotides. It is a transcript of the gene med20, whose product is annotated as mediator complex subunit 20. NCBI's taxonomy places the organism in Eukaryota, Metazoa, Chordata, Actinopteri, Cypriniformes, Cyprinidae. The record is from RefSeq and is a predicted model, not a curated record. Gene Ontology annotation, cellular component: mediator complex. The transcript has 2 exons. Gene Ontology annotation, molecular function: transcription coactivator activity. Gene Ontology annotation, biological process: regulation of transcription by RNA polymerase II. Bases 1 to 354 code for a protein of 117 amino acids.